AUGUCUCGCAAGCUAGCCAGUAGAAGCACUCAUGGCUGCUGGACUUGUCGACUCCGGAAAAAGAAAUGUGACGAGAAUCACCCUUCAUGUUUCCGAUGCACGUCUCUCCAGCUAGCCUGCGAUGGUUAUGGGCCAAGGCCUUACUGGAUGGACAGGGGAGACCUACAGAGGGAACAAGCUCGCUACAAGACACAGAUAAUUGCCCAGAUCAAGGCCGGCAUGCGAGAGAGUGAAUUACCCGGCACAUCGCAUAAUGUGGAACAUGGAUUAGAGACUUUGGUUUCUGGGACCAUUGCCACAUCAAACCAUCCCCCAGCACGCCCAGCACAAGAACCUCUCCUGCAGAGUGGGCCGGUGCACCAAUGUAACCUUCAGCCUCCCGGUACAGACGGAGAUUUACACACCUCCAGCGAGCCGAUAUGGAGUGAAGCACUCAACAACGCCGACUUCUCGACGGAACUCUUCUGCAAUCAGACUAUUCGCAUGAGCUCAUAUAAUCAGUCCUCCUCCGACACUUCUCAGACACUAGCAGCGAGUAUAUCGCCUGUCACUGAAGAUAAUUACGUGCGAGGUUCCAUUGAUGUGUCGAGAUCAAAUUCCUCAUCCGAAGCGAGCCUGGACUCUAUGGAUCUGUUGUGCAACCCGAUAUUAAGCGAAUAUUGCUCAUCGGAGUUAUCUGAAUACAGCAGUGAAGCGGACUGGUCGUUUUGCGCACGAAGGACUUCGCGUUCAGGUUCCACCGAUCUUGUUUCCCAACCAGCCGGACUCAGCAAUUCAAUUUUGCAUGGAGAUGUGGAUGACAUCUUAUUCAUGUACUACUUUGAUCAUGUCUUCUACAUGCAUUGUCCUUUUUACUUUCCUUCCAAUCGGCAAGGGCGAGGUUGGCUGCUUUCAAUCCUGAAGCGGGUUAACUCGGCCUAUCACGCAGCUCUUGCUUUGAGCGAAUAUCACCACUCGACUUCCACGCAGCAUGGAAGCGCUUAUCCUGUCAGAACAGGAGCUGGACACUACGAUUUGGCUCUCCAAGAACUGCAAACCAGUCUUCCACGGUCCUCUGCAUGGACCGGAAACCUAGAUCUCACCCACAGUGUCGAAGUUCUUACUACUAUUCUUCAUCUAUUGUUCUACGAAUCAUGCAGCGGUGGUAAACACAACUGGCAGAUACAUCUUGGAGGAGCGAAUGCCCUACUUCAAUCGCUUGUGCAAGCACAGAUGGGGUCAGCUAUAGCAAGAAAAGAUCAAACAAAAGAGCAGCAGGACAGGGCCAUUCCGCAUCCCGAUACUUCAAUCACCUUUCUCCUUGGGUUCUUCGUUCACAUGCAUAUUGUCACCUGUGCCUCGACUCGAUCAAGCCAAUUUUUGAUAUCGGACCACAAGGUCUUGCUCGAGACAGGCGAAGUCAACCUGGCGGAUUUAAUAGGCUGCAGUAACUGGGUCAUGAUCGCCAUCUUCGAGAUCUCAUCGUUAGACAAGUGGAAAAAAGAAGAGGAGGAUGCUCACAGAUUGAGCCUCAUAGAGUUGACAAAACGUGCUCGACAAAUUGAGGAGCGCCUACUGAGCCGACUGGCUAGUAUCGAACUCGACCUUUCGAAAAGAGCUUCAGUCGACACUCACCUCCGACCAGAGUUCAUCAAAACCGAGAUUACGAGAAUAUUUGCACUCUCAGCUAUCACCUACCUCCAUGUAGUCAUCUCCGGUCCUUAUCCUGAUAUUCCGGAUAUCAAGAGAAGCGUUUCGAAAACUAUCGACGCCCUUCGAAGUUUACCAGACCCAAAAUUGUUACAACAUGUGGUCUGGCCGUACUGUAUCUCUGGAUGCUUGGCAGCGGAUGAGCAACAAAAGGUUUUCCGGGAGCUUGUGUCCUUACCACGCAUAACGCACGGAACGUGCUUAGAGGCCUUGGGUCUCAUGGAAGAAUGCUGGCGACUAAGAAAAUCGGAAUCAUCCAAUCAUGAUUGGGCAUCUAUCAUGAAAAGACGUGGCCAGUAUAUUCUGCUCAUCUGA
Aspergillus caelatus is the source of this 2004-nucleotide messenger RNA. RefSeq names its product Zn(II)2Cys6 transcription factor. Gene Ontology annotation, molecular function: transcription cis-regulatory region binding; zinc ion binding; DNA-binding transcription factor activity, RNA polymerase II-specific. The transcript is spliced from 2 exons. The record is from RefSeq and is a predicted model, not a curated record. Lineage: Eukaryota; Fungi; Ascomycota; Eurotiomycetes; Eurotiales; Aspergillaceae. Gene Ontology annotation, cellular component: nucleus. Bases 1 to 2004 code for a protein of 667 amino acids. Gene Ontology annotation, biological process: positive regulation of transcription by RNA polymerase II.